Molecule: messenger RNA, 579 nt
Organism: Aspergillus uvarum CBS 121591
Lineage: Eukaryota; Fungi; Ascomycota; Eurotiomycetes; Eurotiales; Aspergillaceae
Exons: 3
Coding region: 1-579 (192 amino acids)
Source: RefSeq, a predicted model, not a curated record
AUGCCCCGCGACGCAGACUUUCCGAAUCCAUGGGACCUCCUGGUCAACGAUGACUCCUGCUUGACGCUGGCUACCUUCCGCACGCUGUCGGGGAUUAUCCAGGCGACGGAAACCCUCCCGAGCGACGACGAUUCCCUCCAGCAAUACGCGGGCUUCUCGGACAAUGGCUAUCAAAUCAUAAACAGCGACUGCGUUGGGUUCUUGACCACAAGCGAUGAUGCUGCCGGCCAGGGCAGCGGUUGUCGCAAUAAGCCCAUCACUGAUGGCGGCGGCGGUGGUGGUGAUGCUGAUGAUAAUGACUUGGAUCAACUGUGCGCAUGGGAAAAGAUGACGACGCUCUCCCAGUAUAUCGACGAAUACUCGGAUAAUGCUGGCGCUGAAGACUCUGGAAACUCGUGCUACGGGCUGAUGCUGCGGGAGCACGCAAUAAUAAUAAAGCCGACGACACUAAGACCAAGACGCUGGCUGAGGAUGCAAACUGAUGAGCAGGUUAUCAAGGUGCACGUGCACCUGUAUGGGAUCAUGGCGACGAUGAAGGCAGGAAGUCUGCUCACCCCGUCGGUAGAAAGCAAGACCUGA